CCUCUCCUCUUCCCCACUCUCCUCUUCUUCUCUCUCCCCCUCUGCAAGAAGCGGCAUCACCGAGGCAAAUCGUACGUUACCUCCCAUGGAGGCGCCUCCACCUCCUCCGCCUCUCUCGGCCGGCGUCACAACGACGAUGCCGCCGUCUCACCUCAACUACCCUGACUCCGUUGAUUCUUCUCCCCGUUCACGUAACGCCGACAUCUGGGAUGACCCUAUCCCUCCUGCCUCUGCCUCCUCCAAGCUCCGCCUUAUGUGCAGCUACGGCGGUCACAUCGUCCCUCGCCCUCACGACAAGUCUCUCUGUUAUGUCGGUGGCGAUACUCGUAUCGUCGUCGUUGAUCGGAACACCUCUCUCUGCGACUUGUCUUCGCGCCUCUCUAAAACCUUCCUUAACGGCCAUCCCUUCACUCUCAAAUACCAGCUCCCCAGUGAAGACCUCGAUUCCUUGAUCUCUGUCACUACUGAUGAAGAUUUUGAUAAUAUGAUCGAUGAGUAUGAUCGAAUUGCUUCGAAUUCGUCGGCUAAGCCCUCCAGAAUCCGCCUCUUCUUGUUCCCGACGAUGCCUGAAUCGUCGCAAUCGGUUGGGCCUGUGGUUGAUAACUCGGUUAAGUCGGAUGACUGGUUCCUGAACGCGCUAAACGGCACAGGAGUACUUAAUAGAGGGUUUUCUGAGUCCGGUUCGGUAAAUUGCUUGCUGGGUCUCGACGAUGAUGCUGGUGGUAAUAACCUGGACUCGGUUUCCAGGGAAAAUGAAGUUGCUCAACAAUCUGGAUCUUUCGGGAAUGGCAAGAAUGUGACGAAGCAGGGACAGGACGUUCACUCUGUGCCUGAUUCCCCUAUGCUGGAAACGACCUCGUCUUUUGGGUCCACUUCUUCAUCACCUUCACUGGUGAAUUUGCCGCCGAUUCGGGUUCAUGUGGUGGAUGAUAGCAGUGUCAGGAUGCAAGAUCAGAAGGCGGUGGGAAUAGAGGAUCAGUUUGCUCAAAUGGGUGUUAGUGGUGGUGGUGGGCAGAGGCAAGAUGAGGCGUUUCUUGUUCUAUCUCCUCCUCCUCCGAUGCCGGGGACCAUCACAGCUCCGGUGGUUGUGCCAAUUAGCUCCGCCGUUGUGUCUGUCAGCGAGUACCAGAAUCGGGUUUUCUCCGAUGAUGAGAGAUCAGACCACGGAGUGCCCGUGGGUUACAGAAAACCUACGACAGAGCAACCACAACUACAGCCUCAGCCUCAGCCUCAGCCUCAGAAUCUGCCUUCUCAAUUUCAACAGAAGUCAGCCGGCGUUGUUGAUUUGCCUUCCCCAGAUUCAGUUUCAAGUGAUGGUAGUGUUUCAAAUCCUUUGUCACGCCCAAAACAUGUACUCUAUCAAGAACAAGUUCAGAUUCCGACUGUGACUACAAGGGUUCUCAGUAAUCCUGCUGAUCCAGUAAAGCUUAAUAUGUCUGAUCCUCACUCUAGGAUCCAGAUACAGCAGCAGGUGCAGGACCCUGGAUAUGUAUUACAACAACAAUUUGAUCCGCAGCAACAGCCUCAACAGCAGCAGAAGCAGCAAUUCAUACCUAAUUCCCAUUUCAUUCACCAUACUCCUGCCGGGGCCGUGCCAAUGCCAGCAUAUUAUCCUGUAUAUCCUUCCCAGCAACAAUCUCAUCCUCAGCAUCACCCUCAGCUUGAUCAGCAAUACCCAGUUUACUACAUGCCUCCAAGACAGGCCCAGCCUUACAACUUAUCGAUGCAGCAGCAGCAGCAGCAACCUAAUAUUGGUGAAACCAACACAGCCAUCCCUUCUAGCCGACCCCAAGCUCAGCCAAAUCCAACGAUGGCUCCGGCCUCUGCAGCUUACAAUCCUGUAAGAAAUGUUCCCAUUCAAAAGGCUGAAAUGGCUGCUGGUGCAUACAGAGCAACUGCAGGCAUCCCUCAAUUAGUUCAUGUUCCUUCUGGUCAGCCUCAGCACCAGCACCAGCAACAAUUUGUUGCUUACUCUCAGAUUCAUCAUCCCUCUCAGACUGUUGCCCCCAAUUCUGCUGCCCCACCAAAUUAUGCUUAUGACUAUGCCGAUCCGGCACAUGCUCAGAUAUACUACACCCAACAUUUGGCUCAUGCCAUGCCUUCACAGUACCAAACCAUGGCAGCUUCAGCUGUUGUGCCGCCAGAAGUUUCUUCUCAGCUUCCUUCUGACAGCAUGAAGCAGCAGAUAAGAACCUCACAGCCAAUAUAAUAUAAAUCAGGUUCUUAACAAAAGAAACAAUUUUGAAGAAACGGGUUUGGUUUCUCCCUUUAAUUUUUAUACUACUUGCCGUCUUGCUAUGAUACCUGUUUAUGGUCUGUAAUUGUGAUUACAUAAUAAGAAGAAAGAAACUCGUUUCCAGCAUGUAAUAUUUCUUGUAUGUCAUAGUUUACUGGAAAUUAAAAUGGUCCCAGAGGUUAUACUGUAAAAGUUCAAGAAUCCUUUGUAUUGCGAAGUUUAUACUAUCAAUUCUUGAAUGAUUGGCAUAAA
Messenger RNA from Prosopis cineraria, 2488 nucleotides. Its product is annotated as actin cytoskeleton-regulatory complex protein sla1. Gene Ontology annotation, molecular function: protein binding. Lineage: Eukaryota; Viridiplantae; Streptophyta; Magnoliopsida; Fabales; Fabaceae. The coding region runs from base 86 to 2209 and encodes 707 amino acids. The record is from RefSeq and is a predicted model, not a curated record. The transcript has 2 exons.